AUGAAGAAAGCAGGACAAGGGAAAUCGUCGGAGGCGCACAGGAGCGUCAACCAAGAGAGGCUGGCCUACGUAAUGUGCUGCCUCGUAGGGAAUGAAGUAAACGUUUAUAUGAAGGAUGGAAAGGAAGUUAAAGGGGUUCUUCCAAAGAAGGACCAAGUUAGCGGCCCAAUAAAUAAAGCAAUGAUAAUUCCAGAAAAUUUGUACACAAUAAUUGUUGGAAAAAAUAUGAACCUAGAGUUAAAAGACCCAGAUGGGGGCCAAACUGUAAAGGAGAAGUUUCAAAUUGAUGCAGAUAUUUCGGAAAAAAAAAAAAUAUAAAUGAAAGAACCAUGGGAUCAAUUCGAACACAACAGGAAGUUGUAUGGAGUCACCAGUACGUAUAAAGAAGAGUUAUACACCACAAACUUAGACGUGAACAAAAUUCCGCAGCAUGUAAAAAUGCAUGCGGAUAAAAUUGCCAAGGAGUUAGAAAAUAGAGGAAUGCACCUCGACCCCGAGGAUGCAGAAAGGGACAAUAAAGAAUUGGACGAAGAAGAUUUAUUCGGAGCCGUUAGACAAAGUAAGGAUAAGUUCGGAAAAUUUUUCAAAGGCAAAAGGGAGGAAGGAGGAAAAGGCAGCCAGCCACAGGGCAGGUUUAACCAGUUAGCCCUCAGAGACUUGAAGGAGAAAAUCCAGUCAGUCAAAAUAGACAACGAGAAGAAAUAUCCAACGAACAAGCAGAAAAAAAUAAAUUUCACGCUAUCGGCAAGUGGGGAAGACGUUGAAAGCAGCGAGAAAAACAAUGACUCAUCAAAGAAGGAAGACGAAAAAAGUGCGGAGUUUAUUGGAAUCAAUGCCCUAAAUUUGGAACCUGCGUUGCCAAGACUGGAUGAAAAAACCCGAACAGAAUGGAUCAUGUUCAAGAAUAAAGCAAAAAAUAAAACUGUCAACAAAAAGGACAAAUCAACGGAAAAACAGGAAUUUAUAACAGCAGCAAAAGAGCUUAAUGAAAAAUUAGCCAAGUAAAUGAGUACACACACGAACGAAUCGAAGAACGAAGGGAACUUUGACCAGCUGGAGGUCGACAAGCCUCCCUCGGAGCUGCAGACAGUUGAGUCAAACAUUACAGAGAACGUCAACAAUGGCAACGUCGACGAAACAGAUGAGAAUAUAGCCCCCGAAAACGAAAACACGAUAGUAAAGAGCAACACAGUGAGUUUGAGUAACUCGAGCCUACGUCCCUACGAUGCCUACGUUUUAAAUUUUAACAAUUUUAGUAACCUGAACAAUAUUAACAAUCUGAGUAGCUUUAACAAUUUGAAUAAUCUGAACAGUUUGAACAAUUUGAAUAAUAUGAACAGCCUGAACAACUUAAAUAACCUGACCAGCCUGAACAGCCUAAGUAACAUUAGCAGCAUAAACGGCAUUAGCAAUCUGAAUGACCUGAACGGGUUUAACCAGGCCAAGCAUUUUAACAUGAAGCAUGGCAUGAUUGGCCACAACCCAAAUGUGGACAUGCUGGUGAACAAGUUUCAUAACAAUGCCAACCACCACCAGAAGUACCCAUCAUAUAGGAAGCACCAAAAGGAGUUCCAACCCUUUCCGACACGAACUUUUGCGCCGAAGAAAAACUUCGACUCUCUUAUGAACAACACCCUGAGGAACUCCAAAAGGGAGGACUCCGUAAAGAGUCCCACCCACUUCAGAAACAACAAGCUGUAUAGCUACAAAAACGUGUUCGGAGGACCGCCUGCGCGUGCACCUGUUCACAUAUACAAGGAGGCAAACCACUUCCCCAGAAACAUACCAGUGCAGCCAAACGUAUCAGGCAUUCUGGUAAAUGUCCCUGUGAUACCUGUUGUGCACCCAACAGUUAGUGGACCAUUUAUAGAAAGUCAUCCCCAAUAUUAUACCCCCUAUGUCAGAGGGCACUAUGCGAAUAAUUCCAUUCCAGCGAGUGCAAAUGCUGCAUAUUAUUAUAACAUCCCCGUAUCCAGUGUGGACAGUAAUUAUUCUCCAAAUAAAAACAUAAAUUUGUUUGCAGCGGCAAAUCCGCAUGUUCCAAAUUUGCAUGUACAAUCUCCACAAGUGCCAAACGUGCACGUACAAACUCCGCAGGUGCCAAGUUUGCAUGCGCAAAAUGCACACAUUAAUAUUCCCGUAACGCCAUAUAUAACCCCAACCCUGAACUACGGCGUUAACAGCAGCAACCCUCUGAACAUGACAAAUAAUGCCAUUGUACCAAACCCAAAUAUUAACAUUCCGCCGUAUCCCCCAGAAUAUGUUGUUGUGAAUACCCCUAAAUAUCCGACCACACAGACAGUGCCCAUGCCUGUUUACCCACAGUACCAGUACCAAAAUUAUUAUCCACCGUCAUCAUCCCAUGGGAUGAAGAAUUCUUAA
Messenger RNA from Plasmodium cynomolgi strain B, 2382 nucleotides. RefSeq names its product ataxin-2 like protein. The transcript has 10 exons. Lineage: Eukaryota; Apicomplexa; Aconoidasida; Haemosporida; Plasmodiidae. The record is from RefSeq and is a predicted model, not a curated record. The coding region runs from base 1006 to 2382 and encodes 458 amino acids.